Messenger RNA from Meloidogyne enterolobii, 1332 nucleotides. The record is from the annotation of a GenBank genome assembly. NCBI's taxonomy places the organism in Eukaryota, Metazoa, Nematoda, Chromadorea, Rhabditida, Meloidogynidae.
AUGGAAAAGAAAUGUUUUUUAUUUAAUUUAUUUUUUAUUUUAAUUUCAAUAUUUUCAAAUAUUUUUGUCAAUGCAAAAACUAAAAAAAUAAAUAAUAAUCAAAAUAAUCAUUUACAUCACCAAUUAAAACCUCCCCCGAGACAUGCCAACCUUUUAAUUGACGACCAUUUAAAAGGAGGUAAAGGUCCUUAUAAAGGAUUGCUUAAAGAUAUUCGAGAUGGACAUCCAGACAGAGCUUUGCCCGAACUUUUAAAUUUGGCAACAUUUCAUGAUACGGAAAUAAAUGCUUUAAUUGAUAGAAUGGGGGAUGCUGAAGCUAGUAUUCACUUAUUGACAGUGAAUCAAGAACAGGGAGGUGGUAGUGGACAAUAUGAUAAUCAGCAAGAUUUGACUGAUAUUUAUAAUGAAGUUGAGAACAUUAAACAACAAGUUGAGGACACAACUAAUCGUGUAGAAAUUUUGGAGUCAAAUAGUGGGGAUAUAAAUAAUAAUGAUAAUACAGAUAAAAUAGAGCAAUUGGAAGAAAAAUUUGAAAAUUUGAGUCAAACUGUGCAAGAUCAAGAGCAAAAAACUUUGCAAAUAGAAGAGGAUUUGCGUAGAAUGGAUGAAGGAAAUUCUAAUACAUUUCCCUCUACAUUUCCCUCAACCUCCCAAAAUGAAAAUAGGGGAGAUUUGUCUGCACAAAUAAAUAAUUUGGAAAGAAAAAUGAAUAAAAUUGAGCAUUCUAUGGGGAAUAUUGGACAAAUAAGGAAUGGGGACCGAGAUUUUAAUACAAAAAUAGAAAAAAAUAUGAGAGAAAUAAAUGAAUUAAAAAGCCAAAUACGCAAUUUUGGAAAUAAAAUUGAAAAUAAUAAUCAAAAUAAUCAUCGAGGACCCAACAACAAUGAAAAUGGAAAUAGAAAAAUUGAGAUGUUAGAAAAUAAUUUAAAAACUCAAAACCAAAAAAUUGAAGAAAUUGGAAGGGAAAUGCGAUCAAAACAAAUGCAUAAUAAUAAUGAUAAUCAAGUUGAGACAAUGAAACGGACAAUUGAACAAAUUAAAAGAGAAAUGAAAGAAAAUGAAGUGAGUUUAAGAGAUUUAAUAAAAAAAAUUAGUGGAACCGGGUGGGCCGUCUUGCCAGGAUGGGUUCUCUCUUAUUUUAAAAGCAGAUGGUGGAAAAGAAAAAUACAGAAGAUGAAAAGCGGAAGAUAUCCCUUCCGCAGCGUAACCCAUCCUCUUGCCGUCCCUAUUCUCAAAAUCGGCAAUUUAUAUUUUUAUGUCGACAGGGUUACAGGUUUUCGGAUGGGACGGGUUGAGAAAAAAGUCGGGUCAGAUUUCGAAUCGGGUUUGUGA